This is a messenger RNA of Podarcis muralis (Common wall lizard), 1139 nucleotides long. It is a transcript of the gene C5H1orf52, whose product is annotated as chromosome 5 C1orf52 homolog. The record is from RefSeq and is a predicted model, not a curated record. NCBI's taxonomy places the organism in Eukaryota, Metazoa, Chordata, Lepidosauria, Squamata, Lacertidae.
CCCUCUCCUCGCGCCUCUGUUUCCGCGGGCGGGUGUUUCUGCCGCACCGGUCCCCCGCCAUGGCAGCUGCGGAAGGGAAGGACCCGCUGGGCUUUUUCGCCGCUUACGGGGCCAGCGACGACAGCUCGGACAGCGCGGGCUCGGACUCCGAAGGCGACGAAGGGCCCGGCUCGGGCCGCGGCGGGGAGGCCAAAGGGCCGCCUCCUCUGCCCAGGGGGAGCCCCGAGGGCAGGCCGCGCUUGCCCGGGCCCGACGAGCUGUUCCGCAGCGUCCACCGGCCGGCCUUCCUUUAUAACCCGCUGCACAAGGAGAUCGACUGGGAGAGCCGGGUCCUGCGAGCUCCCGAGGAGCCUCCAAAAGAGUUCAAGGCAUGGACGACACAUGCUGUUCCACCCCCUGAAACUUAUAGUGUCAAAGAAACAAAGCCGCCGCCACCUCCUGAGCUCGAUAUGGCAAUCAAAUGGUCCAAUAUGUAUGAAGAUAAUGGUGAUGAUGCUCCAAGGAAUCCAAACAAAGUUAACUUCUUACCAGCAGAAGAGGAGCAAGAGCACGUAGAAUCAGAUGAUGAAAAAGAUGAACCUGCUUCGUUUAAGAAACGCAAGCUAGACCCUGAGGAGCAGAUGAGAAAAAAGAAGCAGUGAUGAAUUGAACAAAAGUUUGACUGCUGACAAUGUUGUUCUUGAACAUGUAGAACGUCUACUGAACAUUGAUUUCACCACUGGACCAGGGAGCAAAAAGCAUUGCCAACCAUACAGCACAUUUAUGGACUCUAUUAUUAUACAGGAAAUUAUAGAAUGCAUUGAUUGGUAUUGUUUUAGAUGUCAUGUCUAUAAACCCACAAUGUUUCAAUUAGAACCCUUUUAAUGAAAACACAACCUUUUAGAAUAUUGUGGUAAAUAUUUGUGUGGGCUAUGGAAUUUCAGAGUGUUCUGUUCAUUCAUGAAACUGAAAAAAAUGUGAGAAUUGUUUACUGAACUACCAUUGGGGUAGAAGAUAUUUGUUUCUAAAAUCAAGAAAUGACAUUUUAAAGGGGUGAAGUUUUCAACAAUGUAUUGUGGUGAUGAUAGUGAUGCUAUUUUGAAAUGUAUGUAAAAUAUGUAAAUAGGUCACUGAAAUAAAACUAUAUGUUUGGAAGUGUA